UACGCUCUGCAAUAACUCCUUCACUGCCACAUCUUCUCCACCUGUUCCCCUUCUUCUUCUUCUCCCUCUCUCUCUCUUCUUUUGAUAAUAAAAACACUAUCUCUCUCUCCUUUCCCCCAAGUAUAUUUUCUUAAAUUCCCUUCACAAGAAAGUUAUCCUCCGCCAUUAAUCACCGCCCCACCCACCGCCUCCCGCCACUGGCUUUCCACUCUCUCUCUCUCUCUCGCCGGAAAACCAGACCCUCCGUCGUACCUUUCACGGCUCCUUCUCUCCGGCCGCCAAAGAGGGAAUAGUAAAACCCCAAGAAAAUGAUUAUUAUAAAUUAAUCUGGAGGCCUGAGGGAUUAUAAGAACAGUGAUUGAUUAAAGAUGUUUCAGCCGAACAUGUUUGAUACCCACCACCAUUUGCUGGAUAUGAGCCAUAAGCCGCCGGAGAACGAGUUGGAUAUGCUUAGAGACGACGAGUUUGAGAGCAAAUCCGGCACCGAUAUCAUGGAAGCUCCCUCCGGAGACGAUCAAGAUCCCAAUCUUCCCUCUAAUAAAAAGAAACGUUAUCAUCGUCACACCCAACAUCAAAUCCAAGAAAUGGAAUCGUUUUUCAAAGAAUGUCCGCACCCUGAUGAUAAACAAAGGAAGGAAUUGGGACGGAGAUUGGCCCUGGAGCCAUUGCAAGUGAAGUUUUGGUUCCAAAACAAACGCACUCAAAUGAAGGCUCAACACGAACGACAUGAGAACAGUCAAUUGAGGGCGGAGAACGACAAGCUUCGUGCUGAUAAUAUCCGGUAUAAGGAGGCCCUCAGCAACGCGACUUGCCCCAACUGUGGCGGGCCUGCAACCAUUGGCGAAAUGUCGUUUGAUGAGCAGCAUUUGAGGAUCGAAAAUGUUCGCCUUCGAGAAGAGAUUGACAAGAUUUCUGCCAUUGCUGCCAAGUAUGUUGGCAAGCCAAUGCUUUCAUACCCCAACGCGCCGCCACUCGCGCCGCCGCGUUCGCUUGAUCUAGGAGUGGGAAGUUUCGGCCCUCCACCGGCACAGCUGCCGGGGGAAUUAUACACCGCCGGCGAUCUUCUCCGGUCGGUUUCCGGGCCUUCAGAUGCUGAUAAGCCCAUGAUCAUCGAGCUCGCGGUGGCUGCAAUGGAGGAGCUGAUCAGAAUGGCGCAAUCCGGAGAACCCUUGUGGGUCCCAAGCCCCGACAACUCCACCGAGAUUCUUAGCGAAGAUGAAUAUGUCCGGACAUUCCCAAGAGGGAUUGGUCCGAAGCCAUUGGGAUUCAAAUCCGAAGCCUCCCGAGAAUCAGCCGUUGUCAUCAUGAAUCACAUUAACCUCGUCGAAAUUCUCAUGGAUGUGAGUCAAUGGUCGUCCGUGUUCGCGGGAAUUGUGUCAAGAGCGCUCACCCUAGAGGUUUUAUCCACCGGCGUCGCCGGCAAUUACAACGGCGCACUACAAACAAUGACAGCCGAGUUUCAAGUCCCUUCACCACUCGUUCCAACUCGAGAAAACUAUUUCUUGAGAUACUGCAAGCAGCACGGCGAUGGAACCUGGGCAGUGGUUGAUGUUUCUCUGGACACAUUGCGCCCUUCUGCAGUUACAAGGUGUAGGAGAAGGCCAUCUGGUUGCUUAAUUCAAGAAUUACCCAACGGUUAUUCCAAGGUAACAUGGAUUGAGCACGUUGAAGUGGAUGAUCGAGCUGUUCACAGCAUCUACAGACCUCUAGUCAAUUCCGGCCUGGCUUUCGGGGCGAAACGCUGGGUGACCGCGCUAGACCGGCAGUGCGAACGCCUUGCCAGCGCCAUGGCUAGCAACAUCCAAACCGGAGAAGUUGGAGUGAUAACGAGCCCGGAAGGCAGGAAGAGCAUGCUGAAGCUUGCCGAGAGAAUGGUGAUGAGCUUUUGUGCUGGAGUUGGGGCCUCGACUGCCCAUACAUGGACAACGUUGUCGGGCAGCGGGGCCGAUGAUGUUCGGGUUAUGACCCGGAAGAGCAUAGAUGAUCCUGGGAGGCCUCCUGGAAUAGUUCUCAGCGCUGCAACUUCUUUCUGGCUGCCUGUACCACCCAAAAGGGUGUUCGAUUUUCUCCGCGACGAAAAUUCCAGAAAUGAGUGGGAUAUUCUCUCUAACGGCGGGCUUGUUCAAGAAAUGGCGCAUAUUGCCAACGGUCGUGAUCCUGGAAACUGCGUCUCUCUCUUGCGAGUUAACAGCGCGAAUUCAAGCCAGAGCAACAUGCUGAUUCUCCAGGAGAGUUGUACGGAUUCGACAGGAUCCUAUGUUAUCUAUGCUCCGGUCGACAUUGUGGCCAUGAAUGUUGUGUUGAGUGGCGGAGAUCCUGACUAUGUUGCCUUGUUGCCUUCUGGUUUCGCCAUUCUCCCCGACGGGCCGGCGAGCAACGGGGCUGUGAUGAAUCCCGAGGUUGGUUCCGGCGGGUCUCUACUCACCGUUGCGUUUCAGAUAUUGGUAGAUUCGGUCCCGACGGCGAAGCUCUCUCUCGGAUCGGUGGCCACCGUGAACAGCCUCAUCAAGUGCACCGUCGAAAGGAUCAAAAGCGCCGUUGCGUGCGAAAGUGCAUGAUCUCAUCUUCAAUAAAAAUGAAUGUAUUGCAGUGGGACAUGAAGGGGUAUUGUAAGGACAAAAGAAGCAAGAAGGGUUUGUGUGAUCAAAGAAAGGGAAGAAGUCAAGAACGCACCGUAUAUAUAUGAGUGUGUAAGUCCUUGUUGUGUGGUGUUUUGUUGAGGAAAGUUUAAGUGGCAUUUCACCAGACUGCAAGGGUGAUGGUUCGGGUAUUGACUUCGCCAUUAUAGUCGUCAAGUGGACAAAAAUGAUAUUGUAAUUCGAGUGAAUGAGUAAACGCUAGCUAGAGUUUAAUUAAUACAAUUAUAAUUGUAUGAUUAUAUCUAUUAUUAUGUCUUCAUCCAUCUUCAUAAUUGUAUGAUUAUUAUAUCUAUUAUGUCUUCAUCAAUGGUACUUUUUGUCAUGUAUCAA
This is a messenger RNA of Ipomoea triloba (trilobed morning glory), 2969 nucleotides long. Its product is annotated as homeobox-leucine zipper protein MERISTEM L1-like. The transcript is spliced from 12 exons. Lineage: Eukaryota; Viridiplantae; Streptophyta; Magnoliopsida; Solanales; Convolvulaceae. The record is from RefSeq and is a predicted model, not a curated record. Bases 369 to 2558 code for a protein of 729 amino acids. Gene Ontology annotation, molecular function: lipid binding; DNA binding.